GAUCCCUCUGCCGGGCAGCGAGGGCUGAGCGCUGAGGGAUUCCAAGAGCUCUGCUACAAGGGGACAACUCCCUGCAAGUGUCAGGCCCGGGACUCCACAGGAACUCGAAGCUCCCCUUGCCUUCCCUUAUCUCCCGUCUGCUGUCAGAACCCCACGCCAGGCUGCAACGGGGGACAGAGCCACCAAGCCUAGAGAAGAUGACUCUUCGGGGGUUAGAGAGGCGAAGGGUCUCCUACCUGGAGGAAGAGAGGGGAAGAGAAGGACCCCGGGGACUAGGCCUGAAGCCCCCACCAGAGGUGACCCCAGAGGGGAUGGAGACACUGCGGGAAGGGACACCGCCCCACCAGGGGCGUGCUGAGGGGACACUCGCACGUUGGCAUCAAGCCUCAGGAGAGGUGACACGCAAAAUCCAGAGGUGUCACCAGCUUGCAGGGACCGGUGCCCCGAGCCCGGGCCUCAGGUGCCGGCGACACUCGGGCUCCGGGGUCCCCGCGAGGGCGCCCGGGUUCCCGGAAAGGCCGGCUGCCGCGGACCCCGGGCCGGGCCGUCUGAGCACAGCCGGAGCGGAAGCGUGGGCGCUGCCCGUGAGGUCCUCAGCCCUGCCCGCCGCCCCACUACCUGUCGCUGUAGCUGUAGCUAACGCUGUCGCUGCCUCCCCAGCCCGGCUCUGCGAAGCGCUUCCUCUCCGCCACUCCUCAAUGGCGGUAGCUGGAGUGCUAGACCCGACCAAUCGAGCGGCGAUGGCCUGCGCCUGGCCAGCCGAGUACCGAGCCAUCGAUGGGACGCCCCCUAGCGUCGACAGCCGCUCGGGCAGGGCUGCGGGCGUCUCCCAGGAUGCUAGGAGCUUAAUGAGCAGCAUCCCAACCAGCCCCAUUUUACAGCUCUUUCUCUGGCCCACUUGACCCCAGCAUGCUUGGAGUUCCUGCCUCGCGUCCUCUGCAUCUGUCAUUCUCUCCUAGGCCAGUGCUGUCCAGCAGAAGUACAAGGCAAGCACAGAGUCAUUUGUUACUUGCUAUAUUAAAAGAGAUGAACCUGGGGGUGUGGCUCAGUGGGAGAGUCCUUUACUAGCAUGGUGCUGGAUUCAGUCCCUAGGACCAAAGACAGUAAGAGAGAGGAGAG
Meriones unguiculatus (Mongolian gerbil) is the source of this 1119-nucleotide messenger RNA. RefSeq lists its product as uncharacterized. The coding region runs from base 198 to 902 and encodes 234 amino acids. The record is from RefSeq and is a predicted model, not a curated record. NCBI's taxonomy places the organism in Eukaryota, Metazoa, Chordata, Mammalia, Rodentia, Muridae. The transcript has 2 exons.